Messenger RNA from Macrobrachium nipponense, 1864 nucleotides. RefSeq lists its product as uncharacterized. The record is from RefSeq and is a predicted model, not a curated record. Lineage: Eukaryota; Metazoa; Arthropoda; Malacostraca; Decapoda; Palaemonidae.
GAUGUCUAGUCAGUGGCAGUUAAUUUUCUUUCUAGGACUUCUAGAUGUAACGUUGAAACUCUGUUCUUGUACAAUUAGCUCCACUGACUGCCCGCAAAGUGCAAACAUCUCGAACGCAACUUCUGUGAAGCGAUUAAUCGGUAAAAGCUUCGAUGAAACGAGUGAAGGAAUAACUCAGAUCUUAAGCAAAAGCUUUCGAGAGCCUAAAAUGUUUCUAUCCUCUCCAGCUGACAGAACGAGAAGGGCCAAUUUGUUGCCGGGAAGUAUCGGUUUUAAGUCCGCUCAUAGAAUCCAGCCGUCGCUUGACGUGCUUGACUUUCAACUGAACUGGAAUGCUGGAACUCAUGGGAUCCUUAACCCACACCGCACCAUGUCUCCCAAUCGCAGACAUCAUGUUCGGGACAACACGAUGGCAUCUCCUCAUCGGUCUCAGCACAGUCCGCUGUACAGUCGGGGGAGCGGUUUAGGUUUUGGGCCUCAUGUCCACCCACGUCCAAGCCGCCGACGCCGUCCUUCCGCUACCGGAGAGCAAGCAGUGGACAUACCUGCAGAAGUAUUGCAGCUGCUGCCUGAUACUGUUAGACGAGUUUACGACCAUUACUCGGCCCCUACGGGUAGACCAACUACAACGACCAAUAAGCCGCCCGUCAUAUGGUUUCCGGAUCUCAACGCAGAGUGCCAGGACGAAGAGGCAGCAGCGUCAUCGCCAUCUGGUGGAGGGAGUUUCAAUGCUUUCAGCUUCCUAGCCAUGGCGGUCUCCAUUACGAAUCUCGUGUCCCUCCUUGCCAGUAACGCUAACAACAACAUCAACAACAAUAAUAACAACAACAACCUUAACAAUGACAAUGUGCUGGAUGGAAACGAGGACAACAACAACAACAAUUUGGACCUCCUGACGAUGGUGACCUUCGCAGGGCGAAAGAGGCGAGACUUAACACUACCCAACAAUACCUUUUCUGAUUCGGAAGGACAAUUUACUCCGGACCCUGACGACGUAGCUGCCGGAGUAGCUCUGCUUUUCCUAAGAGUGUGGUAUCAAACGACGCGUAAGAUGGGUGAUGCCGUAGCAACUGGGGGUUCAAGUGCAGCCACUGGGAACGUUUUCGAAGAUGCUCGCGGUAACAGAGACUUACGUAUAUCCCCUCGAAACGUUUAUGAUGUCGUCCUCAUCAGGGAUUUAAGUACGACUCAUGGAAACGUUUCUGAAGACGAAGUCUUAGUUGAUGAUCAGAGUACAGACUCUGGAGACAUUUCCCAAGGUAUGAAGGCAGCCAGCAUUCUCCAAAAAGCCCUUGGCCACUCUAUUGAAGACUCCGUCGCUUUCAAAGACUCGAACCCAACACGAUCGUUGAUUGGAGGAGGGAAGAAUGGCCAAUCUCCUCAUGAAGGCUGCGUGCUGAAGGCUCUGUGCCAGGCAAACAGGAUUAGCGCUGAAUUUGAACUAGGAGAGGAUAUCGCUGAAGUCAUGAGUAUUAAAGUCUCCAUGUCCACUUUUAAGAAUCUACAAAGGAUCCCUCCGCAGCAUGACGUUCCAGGAAGGAUAUCUCCAGGCCCUUUCAGGUUACGCGCCCCACAUCAUCCUGGAUAUCCUCUUAAGGACGUCCUUGGCAACAAGUGGCAUUCGAAUCCAGAUCGAAUGAAUUCCGCGUUUAGUGAGCCACUCAUGGGUCAUCCGCGCGAAGUCUUAGAGAUGUUGCCCGAGGCAAUUUCGGAAGUGAGGAACGCCUACCUCAGGAGUUACGCAACGACGACCACGACGACGACGGAACCUCCCGUCAUAUGGUUUCCGAACCAAGGAGACGAUUGCGAACAGGAACCUGAAGGAGGAGGAGGAGGAAGUGGCUUCAGCGCUUCAGCCUUCUAG